Messenger RNA from Didymosphaeria variabile, 1344 nucleotides. RefSeq names its product [Pyruvate dehydrogenase (acetyl-transferring)] kinase isozyme 2. Bases 1 to 1344 code for a protein of 447 amino acids. Gene Ontology annotation, molecular function: pyruvate dehydrogenase (acetyl-transferring) kinase activity. Gene Ontology annotation, cellular component: mitochondrion. Gene Ontology annotation, biological process: protein phosphorylation; regulation of glucose metabolic process. The record is from RefSeq and is a predicted model, not a curated record. The transcript is spliced from 5 exons. NCBI's taxonomy places the organism in Eukaryota, Fungi, Ascomycota, Dothideomycetes, Pleosporales, Didymosphaeriaceae.
AUGUCGUGGAAACGGACAGAGAGGCUGAUGGACACCAUCAAGCACUACAGCAACUUUCCGGCGACCAGUGUAUCCCUCCGCCAGAUGGUGCAGUUUGGUGAGAAACCUUCCACGGGGACCCUCUUCCGCGCGUCACAAUUCCUCUCCGAAGAGCUACCCAUACGACUUGCCCACCGCGUGCAAGAGCUCCACGAGCUUCCCGAUGGCCUCAAUGAGAUGCCUUCAAUAUGCAGAGUGCGCGACUGGUACGCACAGUCAUUCGAUGAGCUUACCAACUUGUCUCGACCGAACAUCACCUCCGAAGUAAAGAAUCGGCUAUUAAAACCAGCGAAGAAGACCGAGUUGACGUCCAAGGGCACGCAAAACCCAAGCAUCAAGCAAGGCCAGUACAGGUCGGCGCCCGAGAAUGGCAGUGGCAGUAGCAACGGCAACGGCAACGCCCACGCCAACACCAACGGCAGGGAAGUGAAGGGCGCCGCAACCGCGCGAAGAUACUACGCCGCCGCCGACGACGGUCAGGACUGGCCCAUCGAGCUAGCCGCCUACAACACAAAGUUUGCGGAGACGCUCGAGAAGAUCAAGCGGCGGCACGACAGCGUCGUCACCACAGUCGCACAGGGCAUCUUGGAAUGGAAGCGCAAGAAGCAGCGCAUGCAGAUCGACCACAACAUCCAAGCGUUCCUCGACCGCUUCUACAUGAGCCGCAUUGGAAUCCGCAUGCUGAUCGGUCAGCACAUCGCACUUACCGAUCAGCGCCAGCGUUCCGAUCCUAAUUACGUUGGUAUUAUCUGCACCAAGACCAACGUCAGAGAGCUUGCGCAGGAGGCAAUUGAGAAUGCGCGCUUCGUGUGCGAAGACCACUAUGGCUUGUUCGAGGCGCCCAAGGUCCAGCUUGUGUGCAACCCCGACAUCAGCUUCAUGUACGUCCCCGGCCACUUGUCGCACAUGCUUUUCGAGACGCUCAAGAACUCUCUGCGCGCGGUGGUGGAAACACGAGGGCAAGACAAAGAGGACUUCCCGGUGACAAAGGUCAUCGUCGCCGAGGGUCAGGAGGACAUUACCAUCAAGAUCACGGAUGAAGGAGGCGGCAUCCCGCGGUCAGCAAUCCCCCUCGUGUGGACGUACAUGUACACGACUGUGGACCAGACGCCGAGCCUGGACCCUGACUUUAACAAGAGUGACUUCAAGGCGCCCAUGGCAGGCUUUGGCUACGGUCUACCUAUCUCACGGCUAUACGCGAGGUACUUUGGCGGCGAUCUAAAGCUUAUUAGCAUGGAAGGCUAUGGCACAGAUGUUUACUUGCACCUCAACCGUCUUUCCUCAUCCUCCGAACCUCUCCAAUAG